ACCCAGGCACUGAGGUUUUCUUUUCCUCCCUCCUGUGACCCCAGCCAGGAAGCCUGACUAUAAAUACCAGCCACCUCUCCCCAGAGGCAGGGACCGGCAGCUCUGCUCACCGGAAGUCAGCACCAUGAAGCUGUUCACAGGCCUCGUCUUCUGCUCCUUGGUCCUGGGUGCCAGCGGCUUGUUAUCGUUCCUUGGAGAGGCUGCUCGAGGGACUUGGGACAUGCUAAGAGCUUACCAUGACAUGAGAGAAGCCAAUUACAUAGGCGCAGACAAAUACUUCCACGCCCGCGGGAACUAUGACGCUGCACAGAGGGGCCCUGGGGGCGCCUGGGCUGCUAAAGUCAUCAGCGAUGGCAGAGAGAAUUUUCAGAGAUUCACAGACCGUUUCAGUUUUGGAGGCAGCGGCCGUGGAGCAGAGGACUCGAGAGCCGACCAGGCUGCCAAUGAAUGGGGCCGGAGUGGCAAAGACCCCAAUCACUUCAGACCUCAUGGCCUGCCUGACAAGUACUGAGCUUCCUCUUCACUCUGCUCUCAGGAGAUGGGCUGUGAGCACCCUGAGGGCAGGGACACCCAGUUAUUGAGGUCUAUGGCCACAGAAGCCAGUGGGGGUCACAGAAUUAGUGUCUAAUAAAUCCUUAAGAGAUUGAA
Molecule: messenger RNA, 648 nt
Organism: Equus caballus (horse)
Lineage: Eukaryota; Metazoa; Chordata; Mammalia; Perissodactyla; Equidae
Product: serum amyloid A protein
Cellular component (GO): extracellular region
Source: RefSeq, a predicted model, not a curated record